AUGUCUUUGGACAUCUGGCCUCCCGUGUCCCCAGAGGAGCUCACCAUAAAGGUUGCCGAAACCCAGAGGCGCGAGCUGGCCUGGAUCGUCGAAAGGACCCUUGAGAUAUGCGAGGAGCUCAAGCAUGGCCUGGAGGACUGCUACGCCCUGCUGGCGCCGGUCGAUCCCGGGAGCACGCUGGUGAUGAGCACGCCGCGCAACGAGCGGGUUAAGGGCACCAUCACACGGGUCGGCACGCGCAUCGUCAAGGGGCUUUACUUGCGACAUACAAAGACCCUCGGCCUCCAGUUCCGAACCAUCCCCCCACAAGCAAUCACCCUCUCGCAAUCCGUCCCCAUCCACAUCCACGCCCUCGACACCGUCCACACCCAUCUCAACGAAUCAAUCGACCUCCUCGGCCUCCUCCUCUCCAACAGCAAGCCUUCCACCCCCGACGCCGAAGCCCCCACCUCCACCACCGUCAACAACAUGGCGCAAUCCCUCUCCUCGGGCCUCCGCCUCCUCGCCGACUCCAUCUCCGACUCCAUCGCCCUCCUCAAGGGCCCGCCCAUCAACGAGCCCGACACGAGCUGGACCACGCGGUCCUGCCCGCCGGGGCACUUUUCGCCGCCCCUCAUGCCCAACUUUAGCCUCUACAUCACCCUCCAGGAGUGCAGCAUCGUCCUCGUCCUGCGCGCCCUCGAGCCCGUAGACGCGCCUGUCCAUUUCGGCACGAAGCUCGGUCUCGCUAUCGGCACGUACCGACGCCUCGAGCACGACGAGGCGGACAUCGCCUUCAAGUGGAAGCCCGGCGGGGACGAGCUGUCCGACACCAAGCGCGUGUCCGCGAACCACACCGUGGAGCCGCCGGCGGCGUCCAGGAAGCUCUCGGAUAGCCAGCUGGAGGAGGUGUACGUGCGGGAAAAGGUGCGGGUGGAGAGCGCGGACCCGAGUCUCAUCUCGCUGUAUUCGAAGCUGGGGUACCUCAGCAUCAUGCUGGACCAGGCGCGGUGCAACCUGGAUGCCGUAAUGAGUGUGCAGUUGAAGACGUACGCGGAGGAGUCAUGA
Molecule: messenger RNA, 1047 nt
Organism: Trichoderma citrinoviride
Lineage: Eukaryota; Fungi; Ascomycota; Sordariomycetes; Hypocreales; Hypocreaceae
Exons: 3
Coding region: 1-1047 (348 amino acids)
Cellular component (GO): RAVE complex
Source: RefSeq, a predicted model, not a curated record